Messenger RNA from Diuraphis noxia (Russian wheat aphid), 5222 nucleotides. RefSeq lists its product as uncharacterized. Lineage: Eukaryota; Metazoa; Arthropoda; Insecta; Hemiptera; Aphididae. The record is from RefSeq and is a predicted model, not a curated record.
AAGUGGUGGAAGUAAAACUAUUACAGACGAAGACCCAAUGAGUGACGUGAAAGAUGAAGUUAAAGCUGAUGGCGACAAAAAUAUUGAGCAGCAGCAAGCAUUACCAAAAGUUGUUGAUGCUGACAUUCCAAUGACAUUUGUGGAGACAGAUCACGAUUCACUUGAACACCAUAAGAAAAAUGAUAACAAUGAAGAUAAAGAAAGUGACUCAUUGAAACAAGACGAGAUCUUAAGUACUGUGCGUCUAAUAGGUGAGCCACUAGCCACACAUGGCCCAUACACGUUUUACAGUGCGUUAGCAUAUCGUAAAUACAAUGAUAUAACAAAAAAAAAGAGACGGCGAUGGAAAAAAUCAAUAAUAAAAGUAGAUGAUGAAAGUGAUAACGCUGGCGAGUCUUAUGAUUCAUCAUCGUCAUGUUGCUGUGCCAAUAAUGAUACUGGCAAUGAUUUAUGUUUCUGUGAUAAUGAAUCAUUGUCAUCAACGUCUUCAUCAUCRUCUCAUUCUGAAUGGUCUGUUGUGCACAUGAAUCAUUUCUAUGCAGUCCGCCCAUGGUAUAGCAAAAAAAACAGCAGUAUUAGUGACCGGCAGCAGCUACAGCAGCAGAGACGUCAUCGAGAUAAUUCACCAAAAUUGGCGAAUACAACUGCAGAAGCAGAGAGGCGACAGCAUCACUAUCAGCAAUCAGUUUGUAUUGGUGAGCUGGAGUUAUUAUGGCGUGAUGACAGYGUAGUAACGUCUUCAACAGCUCCGUCGUCUUCGUCACAACUCAAGAAACGUAAUAAUAACAGAAUUGUGCCACCUGCACUGUUAACAGUGGCAUCAAAUGGCGGYGAUGAUGGAACAGAUACUAUGAUAAGCAGUAGCAACAACCAUAGUAGUGCUGUUGCCAGUUCUGAUGACGACGAUGGUGUUAGUGGUGGAUUUGAUGAUGAUUCAUCAACAUUAUUGCCACGCCGUCGCACUUUGCCCAGGCGCACUCGUCAGCCAUCUGCUAAGAAACUCGAGGCUGCAGAAUCUUAUGCCGCAGUGGCAGCUGCAGCAACAUCUGAUAACCAUCUCUCAUCACAGUCAUCAUACAGCCGCAAUCGUGUAUCGACAGCUGCGCAGUCGGAGUCCACUUCUGUAGCUGUUCCACUGUUGUCGCCAGACGCUCAGUAUAGUCAUGGAAAUGUACUGUGCAGCGUUCGGUUAUACGUUAUGCCUGAUCAGACAGCAGCUGGUCGACUUGGUGGAGUACAUGGUGAGGAUGAAGUGUUAGAGAUCAACACUUGGAGUGGUAGUGGUGGUGCAGAAAGAUGGCCGAGUAAUAUAUUUACUAACGGUAACAGCGGUGUAGGAUCUAUCUACAAUGGUGGUGGUAGUGUUGACGAUUAUGGCUAUGGUAGUGGAAGUCAUUCAUCAGGAACACUCCCGUCUGGCUGUUCAGGGUUAGUAUUGAGAGCUGAAGAUUUUGUUGAAUGGGUUCGCGGUGGAAUGAUGAAUGAUGAUGACGAAAAUGAAGAAACAGAGUCUGAUGAUGAGUCGUCAGAAUCUGAUUGUGAUAACAACAGCUCUAAUGAUCAAAAAUGCGACAAAAUAGAAACUUCAAAAUUGAAGGAUGAACAACUCUCAGAACUGUCAUCAUUAGUAACAGAUACAAAGGUUGAUGUAAAACAAUGUCAGGAAGAGAUUUUAAAAACUUGGCACAAUGAUAAAAACAUUAAAGUGAAAUUAGAAUCAACCUUGAUCAAAGAUGAAGUGAUAAAUGAAAAUUUAUUUUCUGUAAAUUCAGAAAAAGUGAAGAAGGAACAAGUAGAGGUGACUGAUACUGCUGAUUUUGGUGUCGAAGGUAGUAAAACAAUAAAACAGAAACAUGAUAGUAGUGACAGUAAUUUUAUCUCUAAAUAUGCUAUUGACGAGGCUGUAGAAGCAGAGAAUGUUCCCUUAGCUGCAGCUAGAAUUCAUAAAAAACACUGUGAACGUGUUACUUACUGUCAUCGACACUGCCGUCGACAGCGCCAUCGUUUAAAUCAUAGAUCAUUAGAAAAUGGUGAUAGCUCUAGCACUGCCACUAAGAAAAAUGAUUGUCUCCAUUAUAAUGAAUCAACGGUGAUAAAUAAAGUUGUAAAAAAACAAGACAAUGAUAAAAAAUGCUGCUGCUAUUGUUGUAAACGCCGUCGUCAAAGUAACCAACAAUAUGAAAAAAGAACAAAAAGCAAUGUUACUGUUGGCAGUUGUAUUAAACAACGAUUGGUGGUUAUGAGCUACUCUCGAUACUGCAGAUAUAGAGCUCAAUUGCAACGUAAGCGUGAAGAGCAGUUGAUCCAAGGAAAUACCCCUGUUGUCAUUGCUGAUAAUAAAGUUAAGUUGAUGACAGCCACUUCCCAUGGAGUAGAUUCAAUGACCAGAGUACUAUUUUGUCGAGACACUUAUGAUUAUCCAGCUGAACUUCUGUUGGAGCCUUUUAACGCACAACAAAACCAUCAGCAAAAUACGGCAAUAUUGGUCAACCACAUGGCGCCUAAACUCAAAGGUUGGCCCUCUCAUCCAGCAUCCUGGAUGUCAUUUCGAUGGAACCGAGUGCGCCGUCGGUUACGUCAUCUCGAGCGUGGUGGUGAUAACAAUGAUGACCGACGUAGGCGUCAUCGACGUCGAAAGCUUAAGAAAAAGUGUAGUCGACAGCAAAAUGGGGCCAGUGGGGCGACUGUAGGAAUGAAUUAUGCGUCAUCAACUGAUGAUGAUGAUUCAGAUGAUUCAGAUUCUGAUGAUGGGUCUUCUGCUACAAAUGAUGCUGCCUCGAAUUCCACUUCUGAUGCUUCUACCUCUGAUUCGGAUAGCGCACCACCACCAUCAUCAAUAGUAUCUAAAACUGCUAAUAAAAAUAAUUCCUCUACAAAAGUGAACAGUCAUCACAGUAAUAAAAAAACUAUUUCUACUUCAUCUACUGGAAACAUGAUCGUAAUUAACGGUGCUACUACUGUAUCUGCAGCUGUAAUUAAUAAACGUUCAGCAGCGGUUAUUGGGCAACCUGGUCAGCAACAACCGACUAAACGUCGCCGGGUGGUUUAUACCUCAGAGCAACUUCAAAACCAACAUCCAAACCAACCACGAGUAAUUUACCAGCAGCAACAAUCACAUCCAAGAUCUAGACAGCCCCAGCAACAGCAGCAGUAUAGUCACCGAUCUAGACAAUUAGAACAGUUUAAUCAGCUUAACCAAUCCCAGCGUCAACAACAUGUCUUCGCUACUCAGCAGCAACAACAAAAACUACAGCCAUUAAACAGACGACUGCCACCACCCAUUUCGUCUCUACAAUCUUCAACAACUAGAAUAAUACAUCAUCACUUGCCACCUUCAGUAUCUAUCAUGCCAGUCAUAGUCCCCACUUCUAAUAGUUCUCCACAUCAACAACUACAACGAUUUAAUAAUCGACUGCAAAACCGUCAAAAAAUACAUGCUACUACUACAGUUUUACCAGUAACUUCUCAGCGAAGAAAUAAUAACUUUGAACRACAACAAAUGUCUCUUCCGCCUGUCAUAAUAGAGUAUGACGACGACGAUGAACACCAAGAGUAUGGAUCUGAUGAUAAUGGUCGAUACAAAAAAUCUACAGUGGCGGCAAUGGUAGCUUGCCAAAGACGUGUUUCACACCAAAAUUUUAACGAUGAGCAAAGACAACAGCGAGAAGAUGAAGAAAGGCAGCGUCGGUGGCUAGUAGAUGCUUUGCGAUUGGGUGGGUUGGAAGUUACCGCGGUACCUUUAAAUGCAAGUGCUAGUAGUGGAAACAGCGCUGGAAAAGAUGCUAGUGCUGCAGUAACUUCACAACAACGUCGGCGGCGUGGUGUGUCAUUUGAAUCAUUGUUGUCCGCAAACAACGAAGACUAUAAUGAUGGCAUUCAGAAUGAACUAAGUCACGGUGGUACUGACGAUGACUCAAAUGUAGAUUCAGACUCAGAUUCUGUAGUGAUGACUGUGACGCCUGAUGUUGUAUGCCUAUUGAACAAGUCUCAACAACAUCAGCAGCAAAUAUCUCAUCAAAGACAGACAUCACCAGGAAAUGGUUUGACAUCAACAACCUCGGUUACAAUGAGUCAACAUCAUCAUCAGCCACGGCGGUCAGCUAACAUGAACCACAGUAACAUUGGUGACCAGCAGCAUACUACAGCAGCGGCGGCAGCAGUGUUACAUGAUAAAAUAAAUCGCGCAAUUGAUUCACUGAAAUUGCAGCAGCAACAACAAAAGCCAAACGAAGACACGCCAAUCAGUAAUAACAGUAACAAUGUAUUAUUGACCGGUGAAACUAAUCAUGAGAUUCCUAUUAGUGACAAUAAUAAUAGACAACAGCAAAGACUGCGCAAAAAUUGUGGUGUUGUCCGGCAACAACAGACGUCAGCCCUUCUGGACCUUUCUGUUAAGUCAUCAAUGUUAGCAAACAUCACAAGACAACAAAGGACAAUGUCAACAGUUGUGAACAGCAACGUCAGCAACCCACAGAAUCAGCAAAACCGAAAAAGCUUAAUACCAUUCCAUUCUACUAUCACUUCAGGACCUUCAACUGCCGCGACUAACCUAGAAAUUACAAUUGUACCUGUWACAACUUCGGCCACAUCUAAUUCAUUGAGGCUUCCAUCACAGCAACAACAUAAACGUAACUUGUCAGCAGCAGCACAUAAUAGUGGUAGUUCUGCUGCUGGUUCUUCAGCUCCUAUGACAGUUAGGCAACAACUACAACGUCGGAAUGCAACUGUGGUCUCAACAACUACUGCAUCGGCAUCCAUUGUAGACAUGUUAUGUGGAGGCAGAAGUCGAAACCAUCAACAACGUAAUAGUAGUAGUAUGUCUGUAACAGCAACAUCUACUAUUACUACUUCUACUCCUUCUUUGCAGCACAAUCAACAGCAAGAAAUGCUGUUAAUCGCUGCUACUGCAAUGGCUGCUCAACAACAAAAAACUGAUAAACGUAAGUCACAGCAUAACAAAAAAGAUUAAAAUGAUCAUUUACCAAUUAUUCAGUUAUUCAGUGUAAAAUAAUAGUUGAGAAAAUGGAGACUAUGAAAUUUUGGUUUGAACGAAGUAUAAUUUAUUUAUGCAUAUAUAUUAUAAUCAUAAUGUAUUAUUAUAUGUCCUAUAAUUUUAAAAAUAACAUACAGAUUAAAGUUAAGUAUAUUGUAUCUGGUUUAUUUUAUGUAAAAAAUUUAAAACGUAAGGUGUGUGUAUAUGUGUGWAUGUGUGUAUGUUUUGU